This is a messenger RNA of Papilio polytes (common Mormon), 1079 nucleotides long. RefSeq lists its product as uncharacterized. The record is from RefSeq and is a predicted model, not a curated record. Bases 245 to 901 code for a protein of 218 amino acids. Lineage: Eukaryota; Metazoa; Arthropoda; Insecta; Lepidoptera; Papilionidae. The transcript has 9 exons.
CCACAAACACGGCUCAGUAUCAACGGAUUAGUACUGUGCACAAGACUUUAGCAAGCACGAACGAUAUAAAACUUUAUUGUGAAAAAAAUAAGUUUCAAAAUAUAAUAAAAACACACAAUAUUGUUCGAGUUUCCAAGAAAACCUCAUGGUUUUUGUUUUCAGUGCGUUACUUCAUUUGCUUUGAAAACUACGCUCGAAGAUAUAACUGCGAACGAUUUUCUACAUCGAAUAAUUGACGCUAAAAAUGGCGUAUUUCACCCUAAUUGCUACAAUAGUGUUAGUGGUUGGCGUUAAUGCUGACUCAAGUGAUAACGAUAAUCCGUUUCCAGGGUUCCCUUUUAAUCAGUUUCAAAGACCUUUCCAUAACGUCCAUGUAAACUCUUUCCAACCAUUCUUUCCUUUCCCACUUCACCCCGUAAUUCCACCAUUCCCCACCAUCAAGAUACCAAGCCCAGACGACAUAAUUGGUAAAAACCCUAACCCUGGGGAAACGUAUUCUGGUAUAGUGGUACAGUCGUCUAGUGGUUACACUACAGAUGAGAAUGGGAACGUCGUCAAAACUGGUGGUACCACUGUAGUGACCAACGACAACGGUGAAGUUAAGGAGUACAAAGUUGGAAAAAACCCGCCGGUGAUUAAAAACAACAUAGUACCACCGGUGCCUGUUGUGCCGCCAAUGCCAUUAUUUUUCCCGGAAAUUCACAUUUCAUCAUUUAACAAUGACAACCUGAAGAAUAUCAAGCCUGGUCCAAAUCAACAUUUCGUCGGUUCCUCGUCAUCUUCCUUCACAGUCUCCAGCAAUGUAAACGGCAAGAAAAACUACGCGGGUGCCUCUAAAACUAUAGUAAACAAUAAUGGAAAAGUAGACGAACAAGCUCUCGUUAUUGAAAAUAGCGUUUAAUUUUUAUUGUUUUUAAACUUUUAACAGUUGUCAUUUUCAAGUGAUGUUUUAAAUUUACUUUUCAUUUACAUUUUUUUAACGUCAUUCAAUUAAUAUUUUAUUUUUUUUUACUUGUUACGAUUCCAAUGUUUUAGAUAUCUAUAAUGUUUUAAUAAACCAAUGAUGAUUCUUUAUGUUA